Symbiodinium sp. CCMP2592 is the source of this 1173-nucleotide messenger RNA. Lineage: Eukaryota; Dinophyceae; Suessiales; Symbiodiniaceae. The record is from the annotation of a GenBank genome assembly.
AUGGUGGGCUACGACCUUGAGGACAAGGCCUAUUGCAUGGAGCUGACAUACAACUACGGACUCGACCGACCUGGCACCUACGAGCCGGGGUCUGGACUCGCCGAGUUCGGCAUUUUUGUGCCGGAUGUCGAGGCUGCGCGGAAGGCCGCGGCAGCCUUGGGCUAUUCCGAGGAGGAUGGUUGCGUCGUAGGCCCUGACAAGUAUCGUUUCCGGCUCCUCACCUUGCCGAGUGGCAGAAGCGAGCGCUUCCUUUACGUCAUGUGCAGAUCUGGAAACCUGGAAAAGACCGUUGGUUUCUACAAGGAUGUCCUGGGAAUGGUCGAUGCCGAAGUCCCCGGUGCGGUCCCGUCCAAGCCGAAAACGGCUGCGGUUAGCUACACCUCGAAAAUGCACCCGCACGGCUUGGAGCCAGUCCUACUUGUCUGGUACGAGGAUGGAGUGGCUCCCAAGCCCACACCCUGGGAGGGCAGACAUGCGUUGGGACUGGAUGCAGAGCAGAUCAUCGCCCUCCAUACAAGGUAUAAGAAGGAGUUCCCGGACAAGAUUAUGCACGACGAGAAGACCGGUGGGCCCAUCUCUCUCCAGGAGAAGCUGGGGACGCUCUUCAUCUUCAUUGCUAGAGAUUACGACGGUUACGAGAUGUGCUACGUCUCGCGCGAGACGAUGCUGCCGGCUGUUGUCGAGGCUGCCACGAACUACGAUGGCAAGGCCCUGGACUUUGACACCCGGGCCAAGCGCAUCGCGGCCAUCGAGAAAGCCGGCCGUGAGGUGGAGGAGCUCUUGAAAAAGAACCCGGUAGUCCUCUUUUCAAAGGAGUGGUGCCCCUUCUGCCGGAAGGCCAAAGAUGCUCUGUCCAGUAUCGACGCACAGUUUCUGGUUAAGGAGCUUGAGGACGCCGACAAGAAACCGAAUGUGGAGGACCCCAUGUCAUUUCAGGAGUACCUGGCUGCCAAGACAAACGCAGGGAAGAGUGUGCCGAAGGGCUUCAUCAAGGGCGAGUUCAUCGGUGGAGGUGACGACAUCGUCGAACUCAACAAGCGCGGCAUGCUACUGGAGAAGUGCGUGGCCGUCGGCGCGGCAGCCAAAAAGGAGGCGCCAGCUGGCCAGGACGGACACUUCUUCUACAACGGCAAACUGGUGGCGGAAGCCGAGUGGAAGGCCUGUGAGGUCUAA